AUGACUGCGAAUCACGGCGGCGCGCCGCAGAUCCCCGGGUCGUCUUCGGCGUGUGGCGCGCCACAGAUCCCCGGGUCGUCGUCGGCGUGUGGCGCAGGUCACGCGCCGCAGAUCCCCGGGUCGUCGUCGGCGUGUGGCGCAGGAUACUACGACUCUGCGAACCUCGACGGCGCGCCGCAGAUCCCCGGGUCGUCUUCGGCGUGUGGCGCACCGCAGAGCCCCGGGUCGUCGCCGGCGUGUGACGCAGGCGGCGCGCCGCAGAUCCCCGGGUCGUCGUCGGCGUGUGGCGCACCGCAGAGCCCCGGGCCGUCGGCGUGUGGCGCAGACGGCGCACCGCAGAGCCCCGGGUCGUCGUCGGCGUGUGGCGCAGGAUACUACGACUCUGCGAACCUCGACGGCGCGCCGCAGAGCCCCGGGUCGUCUUCGGCGUGUGGCGCGCCGCAGAGCCCCGGGUCGUCGUCGGCGUGUGACGCAGACGGCGCGCCGCAGAGCCCCGGGUCGUCGUCGGCGUGUGGCGCAGGUGGCGCGCCACAGAUCCCCGGGUCGUCGUCGGCGUGUGGCGCAGGUGGCGCGCCGCAGAGCCCCGGGUCGUCGUCGGCGUGUGGCGCACCGCAGAGCCCCGGGCCGUCGGCGUGUGGCGCAGACGGCGCGCCGCAGAGCCCCGGGUCGUCGUCGGCGUGUGGCGCAGGUGGCGCGCCACAGAUCCCCGGGUCGUCGUCGGCGUGUGGCGCAGGUGGCGCGCCACAGAGCCCCGGGUCGUCGUCGGCGUGUGGCGCAGGAUACUACGACUCUGCGAACCUCGACGGCGCGCCGCAGAUCCCCGGGUCGUCUUCGGCGUGUGGCGCACCGCUGAGCCCCGGGUCGUCUUCGGCGUGUGACGCGCCGCAGAGCCCCGGGUCGUCGCCGGCGUGUGGCGCAGGCGGCGCGCCGCAGAUCCCCGGGUCGUCGUCGGCGUGUGGCGCAGGAUACUACGACUCUGCGAACCUCGACGGCGCGCCGCAGAGCCCCGGGUCGUCUUCGGCGUGUGGCGCGCCGCAGAGCCCCGGGUCGUCGUCGGCGUGUGACGCAGACGGCGCGCCGCAGAGCCCCGGGUCGUCGUCGGCGUGUGGCGCAGGUGGCGCGCCACAGAUCCCCGGGUCGUCGUCGGCGUGUGGCGCAGGUGGCGCGCCGCAGAGCCCCGGGUCGUCGUCGGCGUGUGGCGCACUGCAGAGCCCCGGGCCGUCGGCGUGUGGCGCAGACGGCGCACAGCAGAGCCCCGGGUCGUCGUCGGCGUGUGGCGCAGGAUACUACGACUCUGCGAACCUCGACGGCGCGCCGCAGAUCCCCGGGUCGUCGCCGGCGUGUGGCGCAGGAUGCUACGACUCUGCGAACCUCGAAUCGUUGGAGUGCUUGCCUACGGCCGUGGUGCUGCCAAUGGUGCAAGCACAAGAAUCUGAUACAGAAUCGGAGCUCACUGCCACAGAUGAUGUCCAAGAUGACGACUGGGAUGAUCCCGACUACAUACCUGAUCACGACUCAGACGAGGACGCGUGCCCUCCUUCAGUGGCCUCAGAAGGGCUUGAUGAGCUGCCACGGUACCCUGGACUAGCCGCCGGAGCCGGAGCCGCACCAGCCGCUGGAGGGGCACGGAUCGUGUCCCAUGAUGGGGAUGCGCCGCAGAUUGGUUCAGAAUCCGCUGGUCCCCAGUCGUCCCCUUACCCAGUGGCAAUGACCGCGAAUAGUCCGGGGCGUCGGAAGUGGAAUCGGCGUAAUUUUUGUCCCUACUGCGAACGGCCUCACGCGAAAUUGACCAGGCAUCUUCAGCGGGCACACGCGACGGAGUUUGAUGUCGCGAUGGCCCUCAUGAAACCGGUGCGCUCUCUCCAAAGGCGGAGAGCACUAUGUGCUUUGGCAAAGUUGGGCAAUUAUCGUCACAACAUAGCGGUCAGAUCUGGGGAGAAAAGAGGGGAGCUUGUCGCGUGUAACAGGGCUCGUACACUGAAAUCCGGAGAUGACUAUCUGGCGUGUAACGUUUGUAAGGGGUUCUUCCUCCGUGCGACCUUGUGGCGACACAAGCGUGUGUGCAACCCUACAGGAGGCGGAAGAGUCCAGGCCGCCGCCAGAGCAGCGAUGCCAUCGAACAGCGCGACCUCUUCAAAGCUUCGCAAAGUGCUCGACUGUAUGUGCAUUGAUAGUGUGUCCUUGCUCUGCAAAACAGAUGACACCAUUCUUUUGUUCGGCGAGUAUCUUUGCGCUAAGCUAGGCACCGAGAACAAGGAUGUACAAAACAUCAGGAACAGGAUCAGGGAGCUGGGAAGGCUGUUGGAAGUGCUGAGAACGAAGGACCCAGAGGCGAAGCUGAAAGACUUCAUCGAACCACGACGGUUUUCGGAACUGACCACAGCCGUUCGUGAAAUGUGUGGGUUCAGCUCGGAGAGCCACAAGUAUGCCACGCCUUCUUUGGCGCUGAAAAUCGGACAGAGCAUGAAAGUAUGCGCGGAGCAGAUCCUGGCUCAGCAGAUCGAAAGUGGCAACGAAACGUCACCGACAAGGCAGUUCAUUGAAUUGUACAACCUUCAGUGGACUAAGCAAGUAUCGCGACACGCUCUUGUAACUCUGCAGGAGGCGAAGUGGAACAAAGUAGAAACGAUGCCUGUAGCAGCCGACAUACAGCUGGUGCAUCGCUACCUGGACAAUGAAACGGAACUCAAAGUUGCUGAACUCACAAACGAUCCCACCCCAGCAACCCACAAAGCUGUGGCAGAGCUGGUACUCGCGCGCCUAAUAAUGUUUAACAGAAGGAGGCAAGGCGAGGCGUCGGCGAUGACGAUCGACGCUUACCAAAAAGCUACCUCAUCUGACGGCACAAAUCACCCUGAGGUUACCAGCUCCCUGAGCAGCUUUGAACAGCACUUGGCAGGAAGUCUACUCAGAGUCGUUAUCCGAGGAAAGAAGGGUCGCGGAGUGCCGAUGCUGCUGACACAGGAGAUGCGAAGGACCGUCGACAUCUUGCUCGAGCAUCGGGAAGCAGCGGGCGUUGGCGCGUCGCAGUAUGUGUUUGUCAACUCCAUGGCGUCAGACGACAGGCCUCUCAGGGGUGCGGACUGCCUGCGGAAGUUUGCACGACUGAGCGGGCUCAAGAAUCCGGAAUCACUUACAUCCACCAAGCUCAGAAAACACAUUGCAACGCUUUCCCAAGUCUUGAAUCUCAAAGAUAAUGAGCUGGACUUGCUAGCCGGAUUCCUAGGGCACGACGUCAGGGUACACCGAAGUGUGUACAGAAUGCCUGAGGCAACAACCCAGCUGGCUCUUGUCAGUAAGCUCCUUAUGGCUUCUGAACAGGGAAUGGGGGCAUGGAGAGGCAAGAGUCUCGGUGAGAUACAGUUUGAGGAUAUCCCCGAUGUGGAAGAGAUACCAGAUGCAGAUGAGAACGCUCAGGCCGAAGAGACUGCUCCGCGAGCUUCUUGUUCUCAAGCAGGAAAUGUCACAGAGGCGCAGGACAGUAUUGGAGGAGAUGCCGAAGAAGCCGAAGAAGUGAGUGAGCCGAGAAUGAAUGCUCCUCAAGCCGAGGCUGCACGACCGAUGAAGAGAAAGAAAUGGACACCAGAGGAGGAUAGGGCGAUUCACAAGCACUUCGCACACUUCAUCAGCCGUUUCAAAGUUCCUGGAAAAGUGGACUGUGUGAGGGCGAUCGCGGCGGAGAGUGCGUUGUCCGCAAGAUCGUGGACAGAUGUUAAGAACUGCGUUUAUAACCGCAUACAAAGACGAAAGAAACACGGACACUGACAGGUCACUGACGUGUGAGGUGACUUACGAGUCACCUCACGAGUCACCUCACGAGAGUCACCUCAUGAGUCACCUCACGAGUCACCUCACGAGACGUGAGGUGACUCACGUCGCUGUUCAGCUGAGUGUGGAUGUUUUGGGAAUACAUAUUCCCCGUCAUUGUC
Amphibalanus amphitrite is the source of this 3929-nucleotide messenger RNA. RefSeq lists its product as uncharacterized. Bases 1 to 3765 code for a protein of 1254 amino acids. The record is from RefSeq and is a predicted model, not a curated record. NCBI's taxonomy places the organism in Eukaryota, Metazoa, Arthropoda, Thecostraca, Balanomorpha, Balanidae. The transcript is spliced from 10 exons.